This is a messenger RNA of Babjeviella inositovora NRRL Y-12698, 1020 nucleotides long. RefSeq lists its product as uncharacterized. NCBI's taxonomy places the organism in Eukaryota, Fungi, Ascomycota, Pichiomycetes, Serinales. Gene Ontology annotation, molecular function: ATP binding; protein kinase activity. The record is from RefSeq and is a predicted model, not a curated record. The transcript has a single exon. The annotation marks the transcript as partial. Gene Ontology annotation, biological process: protein phosphorylation.
AUGCCUACCGAAAGACCCAAAGUGAAAGACUUAUCCGAGCUACAGCUCCACCAGCAGUUGGGAAAAGGUGCCUAUGGUGCGGUGUAUCUUGCUUCAUUAAAGGCUGUGCCGUACACCCAGGUAGCUGCCAAAGUGAUAGACUUAGAGCUAGAACACGAUAUCAACGGGGUAAAUAACGAGAUUAUGAUCUUGUCCUCGUGUUUUCUACCCCAAAUCACGUCCUACUACGGGUCCUUUGUCCGCGGGUGCAAACUUUGGAUUGUUAUGGAGUACAUCGAUGGGGGUUCGCUCUUUGACUUGAUCAAGGCCAUCAAACACAACUCUACAAAGCCCUACGCCGAGCAAACAAUCAUCAGCGAAGGCCACAUUUCCGUCAUGUUGCGAGAAGUAUUGCUAGCAUUGGAGUACCUCCACGAUCAAGGCCAGAUCCACCGGGACUUGAAGUCCCAGAAUAUUCUCAUGAACAUGCUGGGGGAAGUGAAGCUAUCAGAUUUUGGGGUCUCUGCCCAGCUUGCAUCCAAUUUUUCGCGCAGAAACACCACAGUGGGCACACCCUAUUGGAUGGCACCGGAGGUAAUCGCCAACGAUUUCGGCGGCCACAGUUUCAAGGCGGAUAUCUGGUCCAUCGGGGCCCUUGCAUACGAGCUCAUCACCGCGCUUCCUCCCCUCCAAAACUUAUAUCCCCCAAUGGUCGCCUUGAGCAAGAUCCCAAAAUUGAACAGAGUGGCCCACAAGCACGGAAGAAACAAGGUUUCGUAUUCGAUGGAGUUUAUUGACACAAUCAAGCUCCGUGAAUUGACUGUCAGCGAUUCGUUUAAGGAUUUCAUGCUUAAAUGCUUCAUAAUCGAUCCCAGCGCCAGACCAAGUGCCUCCAGGCUUCUCAAGCACAGGUUCAUCACAAAAUACGCAUCUAAGGAUACCAGCACGCUAGUAACCAUCUUCGAAGACUUGAAGCUAUACGGCAACAAGUCUACAAAAGCCAAGCCGUCACCGUACUACAUCCCCACCAUUAAUGAACAC